GUCCAAAUCCCCCCGAAGAUGAUGUUUCGAAUUCCUGCUCGUCUCAUCAAUUACUACAUAUUCGAAAGAGGUCAUGAAGUGAGGCGAGAAUCACUCACGGCCUUAUGCUUCACACCUCACACUCUAGGGGGUUAAAUCAUGACCCGUCUAAUCAAACAAACAGCGCCGAUCCGGCCACCUGAUAACUUCGUCCCGGGCCGGAAGCGCCAAGCAAACCUCCGAUAUGUCUACACUCUCACUGCCUUCGUAUCUGUCGGGGGCUUCCUCUUUGGCUGGGACCAGGGGGUGAUGGCCAUGAUUAUCGCAGACGAACGUUGGCUAAACCUGAUGCAACCCUCUAAUGAUUGGAGCGUGGGCUUUGUCAUAAGUAUCUACAAUAUCGGCUGUGUUAUUGGCGCGUUGACCACCGGGUUUUUCGCAGAUGCGUGUGGCCGCGAGAGGACGAUAUCCCUAGCAAGCACAGUAUUCAUCAUUGGCGCGUUAAUUCAAGCCGGUUCUUACACCAUUGCGCAGAUUAGCGUCGGCCGCUGGGUGCUCGGACUCGGCGUUGGCGCAUAUUCUGCCGGUGUUCCGCUCUACAUAUCGGAGAUCUCUCCGGCUGAGCUCCGCGGUAGGAUUGUAGGCAUCGAAUUGAUGAUCCUUUGCUUCGGUGAAAUGGUCGUGUUCUGGACCGUCUACGCUUUCUACUUCCUCGACUCCGACGAUUGGUGGCGUCUCCCGCUCGCCAUUCAGGUCGUGCCCGCUCUUAUCCUUGCCGUGGGCUGCUGGACGUGGGUACCUCCUAGUCCUCGCUGGCUUGUUGCCGAAGAAAGAUACGAGUGUGCACUCGAAGUCCUCUCAAGGCUCCAUGGUUCCGAGGUGGCCGAGCUUGAAAUUAGCGAGAUUCGGAAGACUGUCUCUGAAGAGCAAGUCGUUACACAGGCCACUUGGUCAGACAUGUUCAAGCCUCCGGUCUUACGCGUCACUCUGUUGGGUAUUGUAAUCCAGAUGUUCCAGCAAAUAACAGGAACGAAUGGUAUCUUCUACUACGCCCCUUCGCUAUUCAAGAAAGGAGGGAUUACGGAUCCUACCAUGGCUAAUCUAGCCACUGGAGGUAUCGGUGUAGUGCUGUUUCUCAGUUCUUGGAUACCAAUUUUCUACUUUGAUCGCUUUGGACGUAAGACCUGGUUUCAAUUUGGUCUUGUAGGCAUGAUCUUUGCUCUAAUUGGAAUUUGUGUUCUACAACAACACGCAUUGGACUACCCAAGUAGCCCGGUCAAUAAUGCUAUUGUCAUCUUUCCGUAUAUCUUUUAUACGUUCUUCAACAUGAGUUGGAGUUCGGGCUCAUGGACCUAUGCUGCCGAGAUCUUCCCGAUAUCUCUGCGCGCGAAAGGCAAUGCGCUAUGUACCGCCUCCCUCUGGAUGUCGAACUUCGUAGUAGCUCAAGUAUCUCCUCCCAUUGAGAGUGCUACAGGUUAUGGUCUUUAUGUGCUAUUUGCAGUUAUCUGCGUCAUAGCAUUCUUCUUCGUGCGUUAUGUUCUUGUUGAAACGAAGGGUCGGUCACUCGAAGAGAUGGCAGAGCUUUUCGGAGUCGACGGGAACGAGAAAGAUCAAAAUUCACAAGAUUCGGCAAGGGAAGGAUUGCUCCAAUAUAACCCAAGAGAUGAAGAUGCUACAUUAGUCGACGAUGACUCGGAAAAUAUCCCUUAAGUACCUACUUACUAUUGUACAUGACGAUCCGUAGCAAUCUAAAUUUGAGCUGUAUCGUAAGUAUUACACUAUGUAUACGAUAACAUGCCGUCAGGACCCUCAGUGCCACACGGGGGCGACAGAAAGUUGUUGUGGUAGGGUUAUCACUGUAAAUUUUGGGUUGAGCUGCAAAAAGAUUAAUAAUACCUACUAGUCUUAAUGAUUGGUUGAUUUCCCCUAUUUUAGGCAGUCCUUGCGAAUUCGACAAUAGUACCUAGUCAAUGCAAACAAAAACGGGAGCUCAGACGUGCGGUCACUGUGCUUCAGCAGCACUUUCGGCCUUGAUCUUAGCUUCGUAUUCCUGGAAGUUCUUAGUUCCCUUCGGCAUGCCAUUCCACAUCAGACCCU
This is a messenger RNA of Annulohypoxylon truncatum, 2076 nucleotides long. RefSeq names its product putative sugar transporter. Gene Ontology annotation, molecular function: carbohydrate:proton symporter activity. The record is from RefSeq and is a predicted model, not a curated record. Gene Ontology annotation, biological process: carbohydrate transport; transmembrane transport. Gene Ontology annotation, cellular component: membrane. The transcript has 5 exons. NCBI's taxonomy places the organism in Eukaryota, Fungi, Ascomycota, Sordariomycetes, Xylariales, Hypoxylaceae. The coding region runs from base 139 to 1689 and encodes 516 amino acids.